Messenger RNA from Dunckerocampus dactyliophorus (ringed pipefish), 3838 nucleotides. RefSeq names its product purine-rich element binding protein Aa (gene puraa). Gene Ontology annotation, cellular component: nucleus. Gene Ontology annotation, biological process: regulation of transcription by RNA polymerase II. NCBI's taxonomy places the organism in Eukaryota, Metazoa, Chordata, Actinopteri, Syngnathiformes, Syngnathidae. Bases 261 to 1130 code for a protein of 289 amino acids. Gene Ontology annotation, molecular function: purine-rich negative regulatory element binding; RNA polymerase II transcription regulatory region sequence-specific DNA binding; DNA-binding transcription factor activity, RNA polymerase II-specific. The record is from RefSeq and is a predicted model, not a curated record. The transcript is spliced from 2 exons.
GAUCCACGUUGUGCUCCUCAUACAUCAAACAAAGCACACGUAGCGCUAACGUCACAUACACGAUAAGCAUGCAAGGGCAACAUGUUCUUCAAUGAAGGUGCCGCCUUGUACGCAGGGAAUGUUAAAUGCACAUUAUUGCCUUGUACGUUCUACCGGCAUUUAGCUUGCUAGCCAGCAAGUGAAGAUCUCGCGAGAGCUGCGUCGCCGACUGUGACUGGCGGAGGCUUUGCGGUAGACGGAGGGAGAAGGCAGGCAGCAUCAUGGCGGACAGAGACAGUGGAAGUGAGCAGGGAGGAGCGGCCACGGGCCCAGGCUUCGGUUCCAUGCACUUGGCAACAGGAGGGGCGGGCUCGGCUUCCGGCCUCCAGCAUGAGACUCAGGAACUGGCUUCCAAGCGAGUUGACAUCCAAAACAAACGCUUCUAUUUGGACGUAAAGCAGAACGCCAAAGGCCGCUUCUUGAAGAUAGCAGAAGUCGGGGCCGGUGGCAACAAGAGCCGCCUCACUCUGUCCAUGUCGGUGGCGGUGGAGUUCCGCGACUACUUGGGGGACUUCAUCGAACACUACGCCCAGUUGGGUCCCAGCAACCCGGGCAUGGUGCAGGAUGAGCCGCGGCGGGCGCUCAAAAGCGAGUUCCUAGUGCGGGAGAAUCGGAAGUACUACAUGGACCUGAAAGAGAACCAGAGGGGGCGGUUCUUGAGGAUCCGACAGACCGUCAACCGGGGGCCCGGUUUGGGAUCCACGCAGGGCCAGACCAUCGCACUCCCGGCCCAGGGACUUAUUGAGUUCCGCGACGCUUUGGCCAAACUUAUUGACGAUUACGGCGUGGAAGAGGAGCCCGCCGAGCUGCCGGAGGGCUCGUCAUUGACUGUUGACAACAAGCGCUUCUUCUUCGACGUGGGCUCCAACAAGUACGGCGUGUUCAUGAGGGUAAGCGAGGUGAAGCCCACGUACCGCAACUCCAUCACGGUUCCCUACAAAGUGUGGUCCAAAUUCGGGAAUACGUUCUGCAAAUACGCCGACGAGAUGAAGAAGAUCCAGGAGAAACAGCGGGAGAAGCGAGCGUGUGAGCUGCAGCAGCAGCAGCAACAGCAUGAGGAAGUGCAGGCGGAUGAUGGAGACGAGGAUUGAUGUACAAGUCGUGAGAAUAACAAGAAAUCUAUUGAUGAACUCUACUGUAUAAAAGAAAUCUAACUGUUAAUGGUUUAACUCCAAGGGAGCAUCACCCACAAUAUAAGAAACCUCCACAAGCUGACAGUUCUGACAUGUUGUCACUCAUCGCUGGAUGUUACCCCACUUAUCCACCAUUAAUACAGUAACUGGCUGCUAAAACCAAGUAAUAACAUAUUUGAACAUUGUUUUCCUACUUGACGAUAUUGAACUGAGUGUUUAUUUCCCUUAUUAACAGAGAUACAACUUUUUCUACCACUUAAAAGCUAAAAAAAAAAGUGUUUGCAAUGUUCAAAUGGAAUUGCUGACGUCUAAAGAGUAAGCAUUUCCUUUUCGUGUAAGCUAAUAACUUCAGCACAAAUCAGAUAUUCUAAUUUUUUGAAACCAAAAUCCAGAAAGUUUAUAAAAAAAAAACAAAAAAAAGGUUGUCACAUGUACUCGCCAUCUUAUUUACCUUUUACCUGUGACUAGAAAUGUGUUUACACAUCAAUUAAAUGAGGGCUAGGCCUGAUUUGGAAAAUGGUUAGAAACCAUGCAGUAUAAAAAUAGGAACAAGUGCUCUCUAUAUGUUGUGCAAUAUGCAUCGCAUACAAAUCAAUAUUGAAAUGGUCAGUGGUUCUUGACGUGUUGACAUUUGCCCGAGGCAUUCAAAGACAUUGUAAAUCUUGUUUCAGUUGAAAUUGUUGCCAUGCAAAUGGAUAUAUUAUGGACUACCUUUGUGUGUCGUCGUUAAUGCAAUGUGUUGAGUUAAAAGGUACUAAAAAAAAAAAAAAAGUGUAGUAACGACAACAUGUAGCAAACGCCACUAAAUGCAGAUGAGUGUUGGCCAGAACAUGGUGUGAAAUGUCUAAAUGGUGCCAAGUAAGGCGUGCUGUUGCUGCAUGUUUGUCUGCACUUAAAAAGUUUGAUUUCGAUGGUCUCCCAAAAUAUUGGCUCAAGGACCCUUCCAUAUUUUUCUGCCUGUAUUGCACGAUGCUCAGCUCUGACUGAGUGACGUCCACCCAAAAGGCUUGGUGUUGUCGUGGAAGUCUGAAAGCGUCAGCAUCACACACCUGGGUCUUUUGAGGGUCCACGUCUGGUUUUGUGAAGUCAGUCGGCCGCUGUUUGUUAAGGUGUGACUCGAUAGUGUUCUGUAAAUAUUCGGGCUGCCACACGGAAAACGACUGGCUCCGGUCCAGUUCUGUCGCAUCUCAUAGAUGUGUGAUAGCAGUUUUAUAAACUCUUGCCAGUCGAGUUGAGAGAAACUGGCAACAAUCAGAUCAAUUUACCUCAGCAUUGAGUUCAGUGUUUGCUUCCAUUACGUUUAGAGUUGACUGGAAACCAGCAAACUAGACUUGUCCUUGACCACCUAUUUUUGGAGCCUAUAUGGUAAAAGCUUACUGGGAGCGUUCUCUUCAGCAUAUAAAACAACCUGGUGCCUUACACACUCCGCAUGCUUACACGCUGGCCUGGUGCUUUGGAUCGCAACGUUUGGCUUCUUUUUAACGACCGUUUUCUUCCAUUUUCUUUUGUCUCAGCCCCGACUCGUGGUGCUAAAAAAAGGGUUUGUCCUUCCUUCAUUAUUCCUCAUUAUUGUCAUUACCCCCAGCCAUCCAGGUAUCGGCCUACAUGUAAACAUGGAAGGGGAGGGGAGGUCACCUCGAUGCAAGAUGAUGCAGAGGAGUUAGCGCCAAGCACAUUAAAUAGCUGGGAGAGAGCAGUGGGCUGAAAUGAUUGUGAAUAGUUGUUGACAAGCCUCCAUCGCCGCCCCUCCUCUUACUGAUAUGCUCUGGCUUUUGGUUAGUCAUGUAUGUCGUCAGUCGCUCAAUUACGGAGUAGCACGCAUGUCUCGUUCAUUUUUUUUUUCUUGGUUUUUACCUUCUCUGCAUUAUUCCACUUUAACUAUUGGAAUGUUUUCGCCCACAAAAAAUAUAUCUAUUUUUUAUGUGCAACAUUUCAUGACUGUGUGCAAUAUCCGUAUGUGCCAAUGGUGGCAAUGUAUGUAUAUCAAUUAAAAUAUAUGAGUACUAUUUCAAAGCAUGUGGCUGAAUCCAUGUUUAUUUGCACUUAAAAAUAAGGAGGGAAAUGGAAGGAGAUGGCAGCAGCUGGGCCAAGUUCACGAUAACUUGAGAGCAAUGAAGAAACAUCAGAAACACUUUACUUUGUCGACAAAUCUCCCUUUUAGCUUUUAAGCUAAGAAAAGGUGCUUGAGUCCAGUCUUCAUUGAAGUUGUUUGGUGAACUGUCUUCAGUGGUUGUUAUAUGUGUAGCACUUUGCUUUUCCCCAUGCAGGUUCUAAAACACCUGACCCAAUACUUUAAGACUAUCUCAAGAAUGUCAUUAACCCCUCUUUUUUGUUUUCCUACAUGAAAUCUAUAUUAUGUAUAUUAUGACCAGUUUAGUUUUGCCCUAUAGAGAAGCUAUAUUCAAAAUGAUUUUGUUUUCAUGUUUUAAGAAAAUACCAAAAUGUCGACUAUUCACUGAUGGAAAAGUAUGUUUAAUUUUGAUGUAGUUUUUCCACACUGUCUUGACAUUUGCAAUCGGUACUAAUGACUGAAGCUUAAUUUUACAGCCUUAAAAAAUGCAUAAUUGAAACGUCUGACAAAUAGCCGUGUCUUCUAGAGAAUUCUGCAUUCUCGUACUGUAUGUAUCAUAACAGGCUGUAAAAUAAAGCAUUACUUUGUCCUCUGA